UCUUUAUCCUACAGCAUUUUAGCCUCUACAACUUCCUGUCCUGGGCAAACUUUUGACUAUUUUGCCUGGAUUCAAGUUGAGAGCUCCUUCGGGAUUACUUCCAUUGCUGAGGGGGAGGGACUCGGGACGCUGAGAUGUUCUAACGGAUUAAACUGAUUGCACUGACGCAUAUGUAAAUUUCACUUAAAGUCACUGAAUUGUAACUGUCGCGUAUCAGUCGAAGCAGAGGUUUCGUUUAUCCCAACUGUCCGAGAAAGGGGAUUCUGUUGCUUUCGCUGGUACAGACUGCACAACGCAGGCUUUGGCAUAACACUUUGAACGCACAAGAGAAUAAGUACUAACUGGAUCGUCAUGGAGACGCUAGACAGUCUUAUGAUAUUGGUCUGUGUUAUUGCGCUCAUCAUUUUAGUCUCGUUGAUCGCUUACACGUGGGUGAAGUGGCAUAAACAGGAAGCCCAAGCACAAAUGCAAAUCAUCAACCAGCCACCCCCACCUGCAUUUCAGCCGGGUGCAGAGCUCCGACCCUACCCCCCUCAGACGCAUUUCCAGCGGGGCUACGUGAACGAGAUGGGUAAAAAUAGCCCGAAUCUGAGCGGCUCCCGAACACUUCUAAACGAUGACGUGUUGAAGCAAAAGCCCUAUCCCAAGGAUGGAAGCGCACCUGAGUUUCAAAGCAAUGACGUUGUAUACAACGCGGAUUCUGUGAAAAAUCCUGACGCACUUCAAGCUGGUGAUGUAGUGUUCCAUGCCAAAGGACCUACCGCUGAAAACAAAACAGCUGAUGAUGAUGUAGAAGCAGGUCACGUUGUAUUCAACACAGGGGACGAGAGCUUACGAGCAAGACCGCGGGUCUCGUCGCACAGCAAAAACACUUACUUAUAAAGUUAUAGUUUGGGACCAAUGUCAGUGUCUGAGAAAUUGCGCACCUACCCCUCCCCUAACCUAAGAAUAGUCUACUGAUAACAAGUCAAGGUUAAUGUUGGAUUGGGGAAGGGUAGGUGUGCAGUUGCUCCAAUAUACUGACAAUAAUCCGCUGAAUUUAGCUGAAAAAUUAUAUUUUUACAGAACUUUUGCCUCAUAUACUGAUUAAGGGGGUGCUCUUGCCUAAAUGACGUCUGAUGCUAUUUCGGAGGAGAUUUCAGUGCACUGCAAUACUUGGGUUAUCAAAUCACAAUUGGUCCGUCGUUAGCGCAGUCUUGAGUUUUAAAAGCAACUACAUUGAGACUCCAGCAACUUGACCAGCACAUGUUUGACAGGCGCACCUUGUUCUAUCAAAUGCACCGCACUGAAAUUUGCCGCCAUAACUAUCAAUAGAACGAAAUUCCGUGGAUGGGUACAAUAGUAAUCUUUGUACGUAAAGUAUCGCCAGUUUAUCAGAUCCUAUUUCAACGUUUGUUCAACAUUUGUUCAAGUGUUGAAAACCUUUUCAGUGUACUCAAGUUAAUCGAGCCAGACCCAUGCACAGAGCAAGUUAGGCAUAGGUGCUGAAGCUUGCAGGUUAAGCGUUAGUGUUUUUUUCUUUUUUUUUUUUUUUCUUUUUUUGCGUUUUAAGGAAAAUGCCGGCCCACGGCCAAGGAUUUCUCUUCUUUCACAUUUAAGCUUUCGUGAAUUUGUGAUACGUUUUCAAAGAGUAUUCCAGUGUCCUUCUACAGAAUUCGUAACUUUUUUAUAUCGCUAUUUUCAUUUGUUUAUUCCAAAUGUAGCUUGUGAAGAGGUAGUGUGAAUUAUCUAUCAAAAAUGUAUACGUAAAGAUAACAUGGUAAUUAAGGGAGAUUGGUAUGCUUUGUAUAUUCUUGGCUGACCUAUUUUUAAAAACGUUUCUGUCGAAGAGUUUUAAUAAAUUAUUUUUAAGUAAA
This is a messenger RNA of Stylophora pistillata, 1856 nucleotides long. RefSeq lists its product as uncharacterized. The record is from RefSeq and is a predicted model, not a curated record. Lineage: Eukaryota; Metazoa; Cnidaria; Anthozoa; Scleractinia; Pocilloporidae.